Aethina tumida (small hive beetle) is the source of this 780-nucleotide messenger RNA. Its product is annotated as glutathione S-transferase. The record is from RefSeq and is a predicted model, not a curated record. The coding region runs from base 140 to 751 and encodes 203 amino acids. The transcript has 5 exons. Lineage: Eukaryota; Metazoa; Arthropoda; Insecta; Coleoptera; Nitidulidae. Gene Ontology annotation, biological process: glutathione metabolic process. Gene Ontology annotation, molecular function: glutathione transferase activity.
UCAAGGUCACAAAAUGUUGUUGUUCGCAUGAUAAAAAAUGCCAGUCAUUCUAAUUCACUAUUUCAUAUUUAUCUUCAACCUGUUUGAUCUCUCGGAAUCAUUCUGCCGAGUGAAAGCACAUAGUGUGGAUUAAAUCAUUAUGGCCCCAUCCUACAAAUUGACAUAUUUUGAUCUCCCAGCUUUGGGUGAACCAAUCCGUUGGUUAUUCACUUAUGGAGGAAUAGAAUUCGAGGAUAAUCGUAUUACACAUGCAGAUUGGCCAGCUCUUAAACCAAACACACCGUUUGGACAAGUACCAGUAUUAGAACACAAUGGAAAGAAAAUUUGUCAAAGUGUCGCAAUCAGUAGAUACGUAGCUAAACUAGUUGGUCUUACAGGAAAAGAUGACUGGGAAAAUUUGGAAAUUGAUUCUAUAGUUGACACCUUUAAUGAUUUUAAAGAAAAGGGACUGAUCUGGGCUUUCCGUGAAAAGGAUGAAGCGAAAAAGCAAGCACUAAAAGACGAAUUCAUUAACACCCACAUGCCUUAUUACUUGGGACGUUUUGAAGAACAGAUUAAGAAAAACAAUGGUUACUUUGUAGGAGGACAUCUUACUUGGGCAGAUGUAUUCAUCGCGAGUUUAUCCGCUAUUUGGGCCAAAUUCAUGGCACUUGACAUAUACGCAAAUUAUCCCAACUUGAAGAAAAACAAGGAUCUUGUCAUGGCCAAUAAGAACAUCCAGGCUUAUCUUGCCAAACAUCCAUUAGCCUAAGAAUUUUAAAAUAAAUAUAUUAAUAAAUA